Molecule: messenger RNA, 447 nt
Organism: Pongo pygmaeus (Bornean orangutan)
Lineage: Eukaryota; Metazoa; Chordata; Mammalia; Primates; Hominidae
Product: putative G antigen family E member 3
Exons: 5
Coding region: 19-363 (114 amino acids)
Source: RefSeq, a predicted model, not a curated record
GCUGGAACUAGGGAGGAAAUGGGAAAUAUGAGUGAGCAUGUAAGAACAAGAUCCCAAUCCUCAGAAAGAGGAAAUGACCAAGAGUUUUCCCAGCCAGUUGGAUCUGUGAUUGUCCAGCAGCCCACUGAGGAAAAACGUCAAGAAGAGGAACCACCAACUGAAAAUCAGGGUAUUGCACCUAGUGGGGAGAUCGAAAAUGAAGGGGCACCUGCUGUUCAAGGACCUGACAUGGAAGCUUUUCAACAGGAACUGGCUCUGCUUAAGAUAGAGGAUGAGCCUGGAGAUGGUCCUGAUGUCAGGAAGGGGACUCUGCCCACUUUUGAUGCCACUAAAGUGCUGGAAGCAGGUGAUGUGCAACCAUAGGUUUAAACCAAGGCAAAUGAGGACUGAAACCAAGAAUCUUAUUCUUAAUCUGGAAAUUUAACUGAUAACAUUCUCCUAACAAAG